Messenger RNA from Chelmon rostratus (copperband butterflyfish), 7106 nucleotides. RefSeq names its product TAO kinase 1a (gene taok1a). Gene Ontology annotation, molecular function: protein kinase activity; ATP binding. Lineage: Eukaryota; Metazoa; Chordata; Actinopteri; Chaetodontiformes; Chaetodontidae. Bases 581 to 3643 code for a protein of 1020 amino acids. The transcript is spliced from 20 exons. Gene Ontology annotation, biological process: execution phase of apoptosis; protein phosphorylation. The record is from RefSeq and is a predicted model, not a curated record.
AGGAAGACGGACAGUCAGGCGGAGUUACUGCUUAACUAAACAGCUAAAUUGUUAAUAUGCCUGUGUGCUAGGUUAAGUCCCAAGGUUUUCUAACGACGUCGGGGAUAUUAUCGCGGCUCGUUUCGGAGUGUUUUGGAGGUGUUUGAACUUCCCUCACAUUCUCCCCAACGUAUUUUCACGAAGGGAGGCGGCGGUGGAGCGCUCGGCAGCCAUCUUUGGACCUGCCUGGGAGUGGGAUUCGACUGUUCUGGCACCCUAGUUACUUCGAGGGUGGGGAUUUUAACCUAUAAUAAUUCACAAAUCUGUACGUUAUAAUCGACUGACAGCGUUAGGAACCACAAGGAUUUAGCGUACGAAUUUACCGCACCGGGGAUGAAACAGGAAGAAUACUUUUAUAAUCCCAAACUGUUUUGAAAUACACGACAUUCUCUACAGUGCUGAAACCUGGCCUGUCAGGAGAGGCUCUGAACACAUAUGAGACCACUGACCUGCAGAUGAGCCAUAGGUGGGGGCUUCCAAGUCGCUGUCGCAGACCCAGAUAGUUCCUGGCGGCAGCGGCAUUGCCCCCCCACUCCCCAUUAUGCCCAACAGCAGUCGGGCGGGGAGCCUGAAGGACCCCGAAAUUGCCGAUCUCUUCUUCAAGGAGGAUCCAGAAAAGCUCUUUGCAGAUCUGCGUGAGAUCGGACAUGGCAGCUUUGGUGCUGUGUAUUUUGCACGUGAUGUGCGGACAAAUGAGGUGGUGGCCAUCAAGAAGAUGUCUUACAGUGGAAAACAGUCCACAGAGAAAUGGCAAGACAUAAUCAAAGAGGUGAAAUUCCUGCAGAGAAUACAACACCCAAACAGCAUAGAGUACAAAGGAUGCUACCUGCGUGAGCACACUGCCUGGCUGGUAAUGGAGUAUUGUCUAGGCUCUGCUUCAGAUUUGUUAGAAGUUCACAAGAAACCUCUGCAAGAAGUUGAAAUAGCUGCAAUCACCCAUGGUGCUCUUCAAGGGUUGGCUUAUCUUCACUCCCACAACAUGAUUCACCGAGAUAUCAAGGCAGGAAACAUCUUGCUGACAGAGCCAGGGCAAGUAAAACUAGCAGAUUUUGGUUCUGCCUCCAUUGCCUGUCCUGCCAACUCCUUUGUUGGGACUCCAUAUUGGAUGGCCCCAGAAGUAAUUUUAGCUAUGGAUGAGGGUCAGUAUGAUGGAAAGGUGGACAUUUGGUCUCUGGGAAUAACCUGCAUUGAAUUAGCUGAGAGGAAGCCUCCACUGUUCAAUAUGAAUGCAAUGAGUGCCUUAUACCACAUAGCACAGAACGAGAGCCCCAUGCUGCAGUCGAGUGAAUGGACGGAUUAUUUCCGAAACUUUGUAGAUUCUUGCCUUCAGAAAUUUCCCCAGGAUAGGCCGAACUCUGAGGAGCUCUUAAAGCAUGCAUUUGUCCAGCGUGAGCGACCAGAAUCCGUUCUAAUAGACCUGAUAAAUAGGACUAAGGAUGCAGUGCGGGAGCUGGACAAUCUGCAGUAUCGUAAAAUGAAGAAGAUCUUGUUUCAGGAAGCCCACAAUGGCCCCACAACUGAGGCACAAGAUGAAGAGGAGGAGCCAGAACACAAUGUUGGUCGGACGGGUACAGUGAACAGCGUGGGGAGCAACCAGUCCAUACCCAGCAUGUCAAUCAGUGCCAGUUCCCAAAGCAGCUCUGUCAACAGUCUAACAGAUGCAGGCGAUGACAAGAGUGAGGUGGACAUGGAGGGAGACCACACAGUCAUGUCCAACAGCUCUGUGAUACACCUCAAACCGGAGGAACAGUCAUAUAAUGAAGAGUCAGAACCUCACACCCGGCCAACUGAGCCACAGUCCCCGCCAACACACACUCCACGGCCCAAACGGAACCGCGAGCACUUUGCUACUAUACGCACAGCCUCAGUGCUCACUCGCCAGAUUAAGGAGCAUGAGCAGGAUUCUGAGUUAAGGGAGCAGAUACUGGGCUACAAGCGCAUGAGGCGGCAGCACCAGAAACAGCUGAUGGCCCUGGAAAACAAGCUGAAGGCUGAGAUGGAUGAGCACAGACUGCGCCUGGACAAAGAGCUGGAGAACCAGAGGAAUAGCUUUGCCCAGGAGAUGGAGAAACUGAUCAAGAAGCACCAGGCGUCCAUGGAGAAAGAUGCAAAAACAUUUAGCAAUGAUGAAAAGAAGUUCCAACAACAUAUUCAGAGUCAGCAGAAGAAAGAGCUCAACAGCUUCCUAGAAUCCCAGAAACGGGAGUACAAACUUCGCAAGGAACAACUCAAAGAGGAGUUGAAUGAAAACCAGUCAACACCCAAGAAAGAAAAGCAGGAGUGGUUGUCCAAGCAGAAGGAAAACUUCCAACACUACCAAGCAGAGGAAGAGGCCAACUUACAGCGCAGACAGCGGCAGUAUCUGGAGCUGGAAUGCCGCAGGUUCAAACGGAGGAUCUUGAUUGCUCGCCACAAUAUUGAACAGGACUUGGUGCGAGAGGAGCUGAACAAGCGUCAGACCCAGAAGGACUUGGAACAUGCCAUGCUUCUGCGGCACCAUGAGUCCAUGCAAGAGCUGGAGUUCCGCCAGCUCAAUACCAUCCAAAAAACGCGGGCUGAGCUGAUCCGCCUGCAGCACCAGACAGAGCUCACCAAUCAGCAGGAGUACAACAAGAGGAGGGAGAGGGAACUUCGACGUAAACACGUUAUGGAGGUUCGCCAGCAACCCAAGAGCCUCAAGUCCAAAGAGCUACAGAUCAAGAAGCAGUUCCAGGACACAUGUAAGAUCCAGACCAGGCAGUACAAAGCACUGAGGAACCAUCUGUUGGAGACCACACCAAAGUCAGAGCACAAGGCUGUCCUUAAACGGCUGAAGCAGGAGCAGCACCGCAAACUUGCCAUCUUGGCAGAGCAGUAUGACCACUCCAUCAAUGAGAUGCUUUCCACUCAGGCGCUACGUCUGGAUGAGACUCAGGAGGCCCAGUGCCAAGGCCUACGAAUGCAGCUACAGCAGGAGCUGGAGCUUCUCAACGCCUACCAGAGCAAGAUCAAGAUGCAGACAGAUGCCCAGCAUGACCGCGAGAGGAAGGACCUGGAGCAGAGGGUGUCACUCCGAAGGGCCCUGCUGGAACAGAAGAUUGAGGAGGAGAUGAUGUCUUUGCAGAAUGAGCGCUUGGAGCGAAUCCGGAGCUUGCUUGAACGCCAAGCCAGAGAAGUCGAAGCUUUUGACUCGGAAAGUAUGCGUCUGGGCUUCAGCAACAUGGUGCUAUCAAACAUCUCCCCAGAGGCCCUCAGCCACAGCUUUCCCGGGGCUUCAGGAAGCUGGAGUCACCAUCAGCAACACCCAUCUGCGAGCGCUCAAGGGCCACACUGGGGCAGUGGCAAUCUGGGCGCAGGGUCGAGUCACCAAGGCGGCCAUCACCACUAUCACUCCAGUCCGGGAGGGGCACCUAUGCAGCAUGGCUGGGGGCAGGGCAUGCAGGGAGGUGGGGGUCCAUCACCAUGGGGCCAUCCAUCAGCAGUCUCCCGCAGCAGUGGAGGUGUACAGAACAGCCCCCAAGCAAUGGGGAGGACACCCUCAGGAGGGCGCAGUGAGCAGGGCAUGAGCAGGAGUACCAGUGUCACCUCUCAGAUAUCUAACGGGUCACACCUCUCCUACACAUAGAUCCCCUGUCAGCCCCGGAGUCAGAGGUUGAGUGUGGUGGAGAUGUAGAAUCCAACAAACACAGCAGGACAGAGUAUUGGCUGCUCUGUCUCUCUCUGCGACACUUGGCCUCCGAUUCCCCCGUGUACAGAUGUGGAUGUGUGAUGAAAUAAAUGUUGCUCAGGUCAAAAGGGCUGGAAGAGAUGCAGCCCGUCCUCACGGCAGUUUAUCGGCACACAUACAGAUCCUUAAAUUUAUGUUACAUAAGCAGUUUGAGUGUCAACACAUAAUACUCCCAUUUGUUUUUAUUUACAGCUCUCCUUCGGAAUUAAAAAAAAAAAAUGUUUCGUGCUAUUCACAGCCAUUGCUCUCAUUUUGCACAUGAAACACUGUUAAAAAGCCUUUGACGUGGGUUAACUAUGUCCUUAGAAAUGUGGUAUCAAACAAUCACGGUCAACCGAUUUUCUUAUUCAGCACUCCCCCUUCUUCAUUCUGCCGAUUCAUGUUCAGGUAGACACUGGUCGAUUCUUUGACGGUGGUUGAAAAUGCAGCAGACCUGACUCGAGAUGCUUGGCUGUUGUGAUACGAGCCUGCUGUAAUGGUCAUUAUGUUAAAUUAGAUGCUUCUUUAUUCAGUAGUUUUUCUUCACCUGAGUUCCAGGUCAUCAGCCAAAAUGAGACAUUACAAAUUCAGAGCCAAAUAAACUGAUAUUAACAGGCUUAUGCUACAACACUACUAUAGUGCCUUUUAACCUUUGAUUACAGAAAUCAGUCUCAGAUGUUUAUAGUUUUACAUUUUACACUUCACUAUCACUUUAAAAUUGGUGCCAGUGUAUGUUUUGUUCAGUCUAUUUUAACACCUGUGAUUUUAGUUCCAGAGGUCCCACAUACUUUUCUCAGAUUAUUACAUUCACUGUGUAUGCAGUAAAGUUGGUUUUAGUCUUAUAAAUGGUGAGAUAUAGUAUAAAAUUACUUGUGUAUAUUAGUGACUAUAUCUUUAGGGCUUUAGAAUGGUGGUCGCACAUGUUGCAGAGAAUGUCAUUGUACACAUUCACAGGAGGAAUUGUGAAGGGGAAAAACUAAUUUGCCUUCAAAAACAAUCCCAGUAUUGAUCUGUUCAUUUUUAUUAGUGCCUUUUUAAAACUGCUGCCUUUUCCAAAGCACUUUAUACAGCUAAAUAUGUGUAAGAUUAAUAUUUGACUUCUUUUCGCAAAGCACCUGGUGGAUGAGUGUUUUGUCGGUACAUAUGUCGUUGAGUUGAGGAGUCAAGCUAGCCUGUGCUGUGAUUUUUAGGAGCAAGUUCCCAAGUACAUACAAGGCCAAAUGUAUAUCAACACACAGUAUGUGACUGAACGCAUUUCCCCACUUGCUGCAGCUUUUACUGUUGGGGAAACUGUGGCUGUUGUUGGUUAUUUCCUCUGUGUGUAUGUGCUGAAUUUUGAUUGAAUAGAAGAUGUGAGGAUGCUGCAGUCUUUUUACAUAUGGUCCAGCUACAGUUUCCAUAAAACAAACUGAACUGAGUUAGCGGAAAAGAGUCCAUUGUGUGCAGGCAGAUAGCUUUAGGUAAUUGUCAUGACCAUGACAGCAGGCUUGGCACUACAAGGAAAACUACACUUUUAAAAUUUUGGGGCCCAGUUAAGUAAUAACACUAAAAAUUUAAAAGGGGCGAGGUUAGAAAUGUUUCACCAUCUCAUCAGAACCCAAGAACAAGGGUGACUGAAUCAAGCACAUGCUCGCAUGAUGUCAUUGCUGCAUAUACAUGUAAAUGUAAAUUGAGUCAAUGCACACUCUGUGAAAUACAGCCAAAUACAAACAUAAAUGUGGCAAAAAGCACUUAGGUAUUCCUUUGAUAGCUCUUGCAGCUCCUCUAAUAGUAUCUGUUUCUGUUCGAUCCCUUCUUUCUGAUUUGUGGUUGAAAUAUCAUCGGAGAAGUCGGUGCCCUUCUAGUGUUUUAUUAGCCUCUGUUCAAGUUAGGCUUUCCAUUUCCAUACACAGAAUUUAAAACACUUUGUUGAAAAGGCCUUUAGAGAUGAUGAUCCAGAGAUAGCUAGGAUAUAAACUCCCCUGAAUCACAAAGCUGGAGUUAAGUGUUCAUACGUGUAUAUUUUAUUAAAGAAAACAUUUAAAGACUAAACUCACAUUUUAAGAAAAUAAUUUUAAAACUAACUUUAUUUAACUGACGGACCACACUGAUAGCAAACUGUUCACUCUCAAAGUGAAAGUGGUGUUGCGUCGUCUGGACAUAGCUCAUUGGAAGACGUUCUUGGUUUUGUGUACACAGACAGAAUUCCUCAUAUGCAUGUAUUUGCUGUCAUCUCCUUUGAAUGCCAUUUAUUCGAGUUCGUUCUCCUCCGCUGCACCUUUUGUCCCCGUUCCACUUUGAUUCAGAGCCACCUUCUCAGAUGCUGGCCCUUUCUGAAUGUCAAAUUGUGAUAUGUUUAUAUCACACUUGAGGACACAAAAAAAUGCUGGGGUCUUUUUCUUAAACAGGUGGGAUUUUAAUUUUCUACAUGUAUAUAAUCCUACCUAGAAAGUAUGCAUUAUAUGACUUUACAUAUGGUUUGGUCCCAGAACUCAUUCAUUUUUUUUAACUCCAAGUACUAGUUGCAGCAACUGUAACACAGCAGGUUUAUUCGGAAUUUGUUUUCUGGUUUAAUUGAUAUUUGGUAAAGAAAAGGGGAAUGUAUUUAUCAUGAUCGGAAUCUUACCUUAAGUCAAAAGCCAAGGCCAAGAGUUUGAAUGUUAGGCCAAUCAAACCUCACAUACAUGCCAACCUUAAGUUUGUAUGCACAAUUUUUGUUCACUUUUAUGUCAGUGUUGUGUGUGAGGGAGUCUGGAUAUUGUUUUCAAUCAUUGUCAGUCGUAAGACCUUUCCACCACCUGGAUUUUAUUUUAUAUUUUAAGUUUUUUUUUUUUUAAGCUUAAACUUUGAUGUCAAAUUUUGUCCUACUGACUGAAAGCAUGUGGGAUACUGAGUGAGAAUCGGCAACAGAAAAUGGUGAUCCUUUCUAUGGUCAAACACUGUGCCAUACCUGAGUUGCCAAGACCAGAUACCACUGCAUUGUCUCAUCUCCAUGGUUUUUCAUUGGACUGAGGGCAUGAAAUGUAUGAAACAAAAAAGCAAGUUGGUUCUGGUCUAGUGGCCAAAGUAAAAAGGCUUGAAAAGAUGAUGUGGUGACAGGCAAAUUAUGAAAAGAGAUAGCAUUUCUUUGAAGAUGUCAGUAUUCUUCUUUGGCACAUUACCACUACAACUCAUAACCUGUAUUAAACUGUAUAGAUGGUGGAACAUGUUAUUGAAUGUCAGAGAGAUUAUGAAGAUACUACAUAAGAGAUGGUAAAGUACUAAAAGUGGAUUUAAAUUGUGUAAAAAGAUUCAUGAAACAGAAUAAAAAUAGGAUCAAAUUUACUAUUUUGUUUGUAUUAUAUUUACCAUUGUGUUGGCAGAGGGAUAUUGAACAGAAAUCAGCUGUAAUAAAGUAAUUUUA